AUGUCUUAUCUUGAAGUAGAUAGAGGCGUGAAUACAAAUAGGAUUUAUCGUGUUCAAAUGAUUAGGUAUAGAAUCGUAUCUGUGCUGUGCUUUUUAUUGGUAGUGUUAGGUAGUGUUAGAUGCUGGAGUAGUGAUGAUACGAGUAGUAGUGGGAGUGGUGAUAGUGACUUUUCUGAACAGGAAGCAAUAGCUCUGGAGGGUUGGGAAGCAUCAUCUAAGGUGGCUAAAGAUCUAACUGCAAUUGGAUUUUCGGUUCAUCCUAAGAAGUGCCUCGUCUAUGUUAAGAAGCACAUGACUGAAGAAGUAACAGCGCCUGUCUCGGACUCGACCGUAGCUUUAAGUCCAACCAACUCCACCGAAAACAUUGACAAGUAUAUGGUGUUGUGGCCCGAGCCAGAGCUACAAUUCACGAUAUCUAAUGACAGCGACCUAGAAAAACUACGCACGGUUUUGAAUGAUAUUACUGUUCUCAAGUCCACUAAGGCCGUGUUUGUUUAUAACCUAGAGUAUUCAGAGAAGUGUAAAGACAAAUUAAAAGUGAUAUCUCAAGUCAUCAACAUGCUAAAGUGUGAGGCGCUGGAGCUUAGAAUAGAGCAUUAUGAUUCUGCACUAGUCCGCCGCAUGAAGUCGGUUGGCUUAUAUCCUGAGUUGACCGAACUACAAGAAACGAUCAAGUAUGCUGGUUCGAAUUCAGAGCGCCAUCUCACAAUUAACGCCUAUUGUUUAAAACCAACUAUGCUAGAUUUUAGUCCCUUGGGCAUACCGCAGUUAGACCUAGCUUCCAAACUCACUCUGGUGGCAACACUAUUCAUAAACCGAAAUUCUAUUCCGACCCAUUUCAUAGCACCCGACCCAUCUAGCCAUGAAGCUGACGCUGAGGCCGGCAUCAAUAUUAAUUUCACAGCUCUCCACAAUCAAGAAAUCCAAUGCCAAAAGAUUGUUCUUAUUAAUGAAUUGGACGACUUAACAUUAACUGGUCUUGAGAAUGCUACUCAAGACAUUCAUUCCAAAAUAGUUCUAGAACUGUGUUGGGACACUCUUCUCUGUCUUAUUAAGCUUAAUAAUCCUGCCAUUAAUGUUCAUACUAUUAUAGCUAUUGGUCCUAAGUCUACUAAGAACCUAUUCCCGUCAGAGCUUCUUCAACUGAAACCACCUUCUACUCCCCAACUCAUUGCCGCCAAAAUAUCUAUCAGAAUAUCUACCCAGAAAUGUUGGUGUCUCAAGGACACAUAUGACAAAUAUUACACCCCCGAAGUAUACGCCAAAUAUGGUAUCUCUGUUGGCGAAAGCACAAUUGAGUAUGAGAAAAGACAAAAUGGCUUGUUACAUACGUUAAGGACCCUUGAAAAGAAUCUAUAUGUGGAUUGUAAGAAGUCGAUAAAAUAUGCCCAGAGUUGUGGGAUCAAAUGCCCUGCUGAAGAUCGCAGCAAUAACAAUUUGGAGCUUCAAGAACCAGUUGAUAUCAACCUUAAGAAUUUAUAUUGUUUGUUUUGCAAUCUUGAUGAUGAUGAUUGUGGUUCUGAUUGUUAUCAUUUUGUUGACAUCCAGCCAGAUAUUAUUUUCUGUCAGAAUAUACACUAUACAGACAUCAACAUUAACGGCUGUGACAGAUAUAACGAUAGCGAGGCCUGCCAAACCCUUUUAAGCCUAUUCGUCAAUAUUACCGCUCACACACUUAGAAUCUCGAAUAUUUAUUGUUAUACAGUCCACACCUUUAAUCUAUCUAAGAUAGAAGGAGCUAACUCACUCCCUGAAAUCUUCCGACGCCGCCUUAAUCUCAAGGUCUUGAUACUAGACAAAGUUGAUGAUGACCUUGUUUACUGGAUACUAAACAACUACAUAUUUGCCGAUUCUAUGGAAGUGCAUAUGCUGAACCAAAGCUACAAGAACCUUAAUAUUGCCCGAAUUCUCUCCUACCCUAAAUACCAGAAGAUCUCUAAACUUGUGCUAAAUGGCUUUGUUGGCUUAGAUGAGGUGAAGUUAUAUAAGGAGUAUAAGAAAGAAGAUAGACUCAUUGAGCUCCCAUUAUUUAACUACAUCGAAACAAUGAAAGCCAAAGACAAAACCACCUCGGAUCUUGGUCUUAACAAAUUGACUCUGCAACUGGAAGGUCUUGAUUGCAAUAAGUAUACUGAAAUCUUAGCUGAGUUUAAGAAUAUUGGUAUUCAAUGCGAGGAGGUUCCUUUAGCGGUUAUUGUUGAUCGUCAAAUAGCGAAGUACAACUCUUGUAUAAGAACGGAUACUCAAUAUGCAUUGAGGAAGCUCGGCCCAGGAUUGGAUAGGAAGCUGGUACUCAGAAACAUUAAUCUACAAGAAUUAGAAGCGGAUCUUGCCAGUCGGUGCGCCGUGUCUAGAUCACAACGAGGCCCAGACCAAGAACAAGAGUCUCCUAUCCAGAAACUUUCCAUUGAUAAAUUAUCGUUAUAUUUCAGUGAGGAGCAGGUCAUAACUGAGAAUGACUUAGUGAAGAUUCUCGAUUGGAUUGCUUGCCAAUUUACAGAUCUAGAAAGGUUGCAUUUCUACGAUCUUAAGGUUUCGAAGGAUGAGAAAAGGGAUAUAUUAACCAGCAAUUACUAUAUCAUUGGGAUAAAUGUCUUCAUUUGCU
This is a messenger RNA of Nematocida homosporus, 2605 nucleotides long. RefSeq lists its product as uncharacterized. Lineage: Eukaryota; Fungi; Microsporidia. The record is from RefSeq and is a predicted model, not a curated record. The transcript has a single exon. The annotation marks the transcript as partial.